This is a messenger RNA of Xenopus tropicalis (tropical clawed frog), 5071 nucleotides long. RefSeq names its product elongation factor, RNA polymerase II 2 (gene ell2). The coding region runs from base 144 to 2036 and encodes 630 amino acids. NCBI's taxonomy places the organism in Eukaryota, Metazoa, Chordata, Amphibia, Anura, Pipidae. The record is from RefSeq and is a predicted model, not a curated record. The transcript has 12 exons. Gene Ontology annotation, cellular component: nucleus; transcription elongation factor complex. Gene Ontology annotation, biological process: snRNA transcription by RNA polymerase II; transcription elongation by RNA polymerase II.
AGCCUUGCGUGUGGGCGGGGUAUAGCGCAACAACAAAUCAGCGUCGCUAAUUCGCUACCGUAAUGUAAGAAGCAAGUUAGGUUGCGCACUAUAUAAUCUUCUGCUCAGCUUCUUCUCUGGAGGGGAAAGAGGGAGUAAGGAAGAUGGCGGCGGUUCUUAGUGAGGAUGGCAGGUAUGGACUGUCCUGUGGAAGGGGGACCCAGGACCAGGUUACCGUACUGCACGUCAAACUCACUGAGACCGCCUUCCGCGCACUAGAGAGCUACCAGAACACUAAGAAUUCUUUAACGUCCCGGCCAUCCAUUCAGUUUCAGGGACUGCAAGGAUGUAUCAAGAUUCCAAAGCCAGAUUGCCUUGGUGAUGUGCACAACUUUAACUUCUAUCUGUCAAAUGUGGGCAAAGAUAACCCUCAGGGUAGUUUUGAUUGCAUCCAGCAAACAGUCUCCAGUUCGGGGUUGUCCAAAUUGAACUGCCUAGGAUGCAUACAAGAUAAAAUAACAGUAUGUGCCACAAAUGACUCCUACCAGCUGACAAGAGACCGCAUGACCCAGGCAGAAGAAGAAACACGGAGCCGUAGUACUAAAGUCAUAAAACCAGGGGGACCAUUUGUAGGGAAAAGAGUCCAGAUUCGCAAACCAGCAACUAAUAUUCUAGAUACAGCACCAGAAAGAAAGCGGUCGACACCCAUUAACCCUGCGAGCACGAUAAGAAAAUCCAAUCAAAGCAGUGUAAUUGCACAGCGGCCAUAUAGAGAGAGGGUGAUUCAUCUGCUGGCACUGAAACCUUAUAAAAAACCAGAGAUACUGGCUCGAUUACAUAAAGAUGGAGUUAACCAAAAAGACAAGAACUCUCUCGGAGUCAUUCUGCAACAGGUUGCCAAUUUGAAUCCCAAGGACAAUUCCUAUACUCUAAAGGAUUUUGUGUACAAAGAAAUACAGCGAGAUUGGCCUGGGUAUCUGGAAGGUGAUAAACAUUUAUUAGAUCAAGUGCUUUCUAGAAAACUUAACCAGUCUCAAAGUAAUACCACCAGCACCAGUCAACCAGAUUCACCUCCAAUGGCAACAUCAUCAUCUCCCUCCCAGAAACGACCUCUGGAUACAGAAUUUAUUGACCCUUUGAUGAAUAAAAAGCCACGCAUCUCUCAUCUUACAAACAGAGUCCAGCCAACAAUGAAUGGUCACCUGAGUUCGGCCAAUGAAAAAUCAGCACAUGCUCCUCCACCUUCAGCUGCCACCCCAUCCCUUCUACCACUUCCUACCGCACGCCUUCCAGUUUCUAACCCACAGAAUAUAAACUCUAACUCCAAUUCUCCUAGUACCCCAGAGGGUCGGGGUACUCAGGAUUUGCCAGUGGACAGCUUUAGUCAGAACAGUGGCACCUAUGAGGACCAGCAAGAAAAAUAUACCUCUAGGACUACUCUAGAAAAUUCAGUACCAACUCAGAUAAAACUGAGUGUGUCGGAAUCAACGGACGAUAAAAGUAGCACAUUGCACAAAAAGACAAAGAAGGCCAAAAAGCAUAAGGACAAAGAACGUAAAAGACGGGACUCUGAGACUGCAGAGGAAACCAAAGCGGUGCACCUGAAAAAAGAUCAAAUUGUGAAAAUGGAACAGAGUUCCUGUUCUGAGAGAAAAAAAGGGUUGAAAGACACUUGCACUGCAUCAGAUCCAUCAUCAACUACAGAAUUACCAGAUUAUAUGGUCAAAUACACUGUCAUAGUGUCUAGUGAGCAGAGGCAAAGUUACAAAGAUGAUUUCAAUUCAGAAUAUGACGAGUACAGAAGCUUGCAUGCCCGCGUCGAAAAUGUCACCAGAAAAUUUAUGCAACUCGACACACAAAGGAAGAGUCUUUCUCCUGGUUCUAAAGAAUAUAAGACAGUACAUGAAGAGGUUCUUCAGGAAUAUCGAAAGAUGAAAGAGACGAGCCCUAACUAUUAUGAAGAGAAGUACAGAUGUGAAUAUCUGCACAACAAGCUCGCUCACAUUAAAAGACUCAUAGGAGAGUUUGACCAACAACAGGCCCAGUCCUGGCACUAAAGCUCGGCUUAAUCAAGAUGUGAAUAAAUAACAUUAUUUAUUGAAAGAAAUUCCAGAUGUGUUACGCUAGAAUUAAGAAACUUCAGGAGUUUCAGUAUUAACAGACUUUUUUUUUUUCCUUUCCAGUUCCCUGUUCCCCUGCUUAUUUAAAAGCUGCUUUUUCGUCCUUGUUCUUUGGACUUGCAUUUAUCUGUGAAGAUCAAUGUAGCUACUGACUUUUGCAGUGCCUACCAUUGAUGAUAAAAUGCUCAUUUGAAAUAAUGCAGCAAAUAAUGUGCUUUUGGAUAAAUGUCUGUCUCUUAAUGCAAAUCUUCUGCCUGAAAUGGCAGAAGGUUUAACAAAAAAAAUUUGCACAAAAUGUAUUUAAAAAAACAAACAAAAAAAGGGUUUGGAAAGUUAAGGUACAGAAAGUGUACAGAUCACCGAAAUACCGUCUGUCUUUAACUUGAACUUUGCAGACUGUACCCCCCACUGCAAUGGAUGCCUUAAGGUGUUUGCUUGUCUUUACUUGGGUAGCAAAAUGGCUACUCUGCUUCCCCUUUUUCUUUACCAUAGGGAAGCACACUAUGGCCUAUCGGCGUCUGAGAGUGUGCUUGGAUGCGUGCCUGGGCUGAGUGGGUGUGAGCAUGCAAGACAAAAUCACAAUGCUGCUAUUUAAUAGGCCUAAUGCUCAGGUUCAACAGCUGACAAGUGUUAUUGUAGUUUUUUUUUUUUUUUCCUUAUGAAUUUACUACUUCUUUUUGGGGAAAAACUGAAGCAUUUCCAUUUCAACAGUGUCAGCAAUGUUAACAUGGGAGACUGAGGGAACUGACACUUUGAUAAACCUCCUCAUUUCCGAGGAGGAUGCUACUCGUGAAGGUGUUUAACCAAUAUAAUUUUUGGACAAAAAAGGUAAGAAUUGUAACCAUAUAGGUGACCUAUUUAUAUACUGAUAUAAAGUAUUUUUUGAAAAAAAAGAUAUGCAAAGAAGCUAUUUACCUACAUGUAUAUUUAAUUUUCUUUUCCUCCUGGGAGCCAGGGGCUAGACUAAAUUACAGAUCUAUUUAACGUUACAAAUACUGUGAUCAUUCGAGAGCACAAACUUGCAUAUCAUGCAAUGUACCGUUUACGUUGAAACUUUAUUUUUAUUUUUUUUUUCCUUUCCAUGUGGGAACAGAUGUAUAUGAUGAUUCAUUAUCUUGACAUUCUUGAAAUCAGAUAUUUUUGUCAUUCUCCUUCAGUAAGCGAUGCCAAUGAAAAAGGGAAGCAUUAUGUUUACAGAUGUGAUUAUUGGAAUGUUUGCCAAAAUAUUUGGUAUCUCUAAUAAACUUUGCCUCCAGCAUUGAAAGUUGAACUUUUAUUUAUUUUAUUUUAUUUUUUUUUAUUAAAGUAAACCAGAAUGUUUGUGCAAUUGUCACAGGGGUCAGCUCUGGCCCUCAAAAGAACCAGCCCGGCUUUCCUGUUACCCAAUUUCAAAACUGUUACUACCCUUUGCAGAGAGAUUUAAAGGGGAACUGUCAGAAGAAGACUUAUAUGCUAUAGACUUGGUGAGCUAGUACCACUCUAAAUUGACCUUUGUUAUAGCGUGACCAGAUCACUUGAAAAUUCAGGGACAGAUCUAGAAAAUCCAGCUAGUGGGUCUGCACUGAUUGCAUUGAAAUGUAACUGCAAUUGCCCUGCAACAUGCAUUUAUUAGAAAUGUCCCUGAAUUUUUAAGUGAUGUAGGCACCCUGCUUUAUUAGCACAUGCACAGGUUUUCUGUAACCAGUUGUCGGCAUUCCUUCUCUCCCGCCAGUUUGGACAGCCUGCACUUUAUAUGAGAUCACUGGAAGCUUGGCAAUAUAUAGGAAUGACAACAUGAAGUGCAGAUGUUUCUGCUUCUUUGUGCGCUGCUGUCCCUUUUGUGUCUCUAGCUUUAUUUAGGGGGUACUAUUGAAUACAUGACAUGUCAAGUGUGUGGCAAGUGUAUAGAAACUUCCCAUUAGGUAGUUUCAUCUCUAAUCUUUUGACUGUUCUCCUUUAAAUCUGUAUCUUUUGUGUUUUUAGCCACAUGUUCCAUAUCACAGAACAGGCAACCAACCAACAGUGCUCUAGAUUUUGUGAAACCCCCGAGUUUCUGGAAGUUAUAGUUAAAUAGUAAACCGGGGUGCUGGUUGCCCCUGCUUAAAUACAAGUCUGUUAAUCAAAGAGACUGUUUAUUACAGUUCAGUAAUGGUGUAGCGAUCAGACUUGGCAACUGGUGUUUAUAUUGUGCUGUACCCAGAGUGAGGCAUUGGCACUAACAGUAUGUAGCAAGCACAGCUUCUGGUUUACAGUAUACAAUGUAUUAGCACUGGAGAUGAUUUUUGUUUUUCUGGGGAAGUCGUGGCUUUAAAGAGCUGUGUUCCGUGUACCAGCCACUGGGGAAUCUAGUUGCCCCUUUCAAUGUGGGCAGUUAAGUAUUUGUUUUACCAACAAAUGUAAUAGUUCCUUUUCAGUAUUGCAAUUGCCAGUUACAGAGCAAUGCAUUGUGUAUCUCAACCUGUGGCUCUCCAGCAUCAGAACUACAAUUCUUUGCUUCCUUAGCUAAUACUAAAGCAAGGAACGAUAAAUUGCAAGAAUAAAAAAAAAAAAACUUUGCUAACAAUCAGGUAUCGAUAUGGAGAAGUCUCUGACAUGGUCGGCUUUUCUUUAACAUGGCAUUCAUUCUGCUAAAUGGCAAGUCUUAAAUAGACCUGUAACCAAAUACAUAUGUUUUAUGCAAUGUUUUGUUCUAAAGGUAUGUUCUCCUACUUGAGUUCAUAUGUGCAUGUGGCACACACCUAUGUAUUUCAUAUGUGCUAAAUAAAUGUUUGACACGUUCCAUUUCUGACCGUAACCAAUACUGAAAUCCAGAGUUCAGUUCAUUUCUUCCACACUAACCAUGUUUUCCUCUGCUAUUGAAAUGUUAACUGUUCACUGUCUGAGGGAAACAAGCUGAGAUUGAAUUGGCUCCUCCGAGCUUUUUCUGUUUCUAGGUUUAUGUAACGUUGUUAUAAUAUGUCAGAACAAAUUAAAACUUCUAUCUUAAAAGGCAA